AUGUCGAACCCGGGGGACGACCACUUUGCCUUCGGUUGCUUCUCGAGAACGCCACGGCCAAACACCCCUAGUGGAGGCGCCAAUGCUCAGCGUCGCGGACGCUUCCCUGGUGGGCGAAGUAUACUACCUCCUCUUCAUCUACCGUUUCGAACCUCACGUUCUCCAGUUCCUGACCCUUCAUUUCAAUUUACACAGCAAGAUCAGCCUCGCAAUGAAUACGGCGUACCAACCUAUGGCCAGCAGGGAUGGUCAAUGAACCCACAAGCAACAUAUCAGCAGCAAACACAGUACCCACAUAAUGAUCCUAGAUACCCCGCCCAGUUCGCUCCUUAUCCCGGUCGUCCUUCAUCGUCAAUGCUCCCGGAGCAUGACUCGCGUACCCUGCCCCCGUUGAACAUGCAACCUGGGCAGCCUCAUCCUGGUGCGUCGAACGACCCACUAGCGGGACCUAGCGUUCGAUCACCCACCGCUGGUUAUCCCACAGGAUACGCACCCUAUGCCGAGGCGCACCAGCCUCCGAGCCAUAGCUCGUUUUACGCGCCCCAGGCUCCAGAUCCCCGCAACCUUCCACCACCUAUCCCCUCGACGAUGGGAUAUGAUGCCGCAAGUGGCAUGAUGCCGCGUAGGUCCUCGAUGUCCGUCGACCGUACCGCGUCGACGCGGCUGUCCGUCCAUGGUACAUCACCCUAUCCGCGCAACCCUCCCAUGGGAGGCCCCGUCUCAUAUACUCCGGAGCCGCCGGCGCAGGAGCCAGCUAUCAAGAAGAAGCGCAAGCGGGCCGAUGCAGAACAGCUGAAGGUCCUCAACGAGACGUACAACCGCACGGCAUUCCCGUCGACAGAGGAGCGGGCUGAGCUAGCCAAGAGGUUGAACAUGUCUGCGAGGAGCGUACAGAUAUGGUUCCAAAACAAACGCCAGGCAAUGCGGCAGAGCUCCCGUCAGGCCGCUGCCGCUGGAGCACCGACGACGAGCGAGCCUUAUCCCACGUCGUCGCACGCCCCUGGCAUUCCGUCCCCCGGGCCCUAUGGGGCACAUCCCUCUGUGCAGCCAUACGGGGGAGCGCGUCCCGGCGAGUUACCGCAUCCGACGGUUGCUCGUCUGAUCCCUUCCCCCACGCCAUCCAUUCAUCAUCGAGACGACCAGAAGGAUCCGCGCCGUUUCCCAGGUCGCGGACCUAUGUGA
This is a messenger RNA of Rhodofomes roseus, 1182 nucleotides long. RefSeq names its product homeobox-domain-containing protein. The record is from RefSeq and is a predicted model, not a curated record. Gene Ontology annotation, molecular function: RNA polymerase II cis-regulatory region sequence-specific DNA binding; DNA-binding transcription factor activity, RNA polymerase II-specific. Gene Ontology annotation, biological process: cell differentiation; regulation of transcription by RNA polymerase II. The coding region runs from base 1 to 1182 and encodes 393 amino acids. Lineage: Eukaryota; Fungi; Basidiomycota; Agaricomycetes; Polyporales; Fomitopsidaceae. The transcript has 4 exons.